UCCGGUAUGAUGGCGACUUUGCUUUGUCUCCAGUGAACAGGGUUGCAUCAAAUAGUCGAUAUAUAUUUUUCUUCUCUCUAAAAUUAACAGUGUUUUUAUCUCCGGGACGACGUGCCAAGAACUACACGUGUCUCAGUCGUUCAAGAAAUGACUACAGAGUACAGAAGGUAAAAUGAGUAAGGCCUCAGCUGAAUCUACAGACCAAGUGAUGGAGGAGGAAGUAGGUCAGUUUCCGAUUACAGACCAGGAGGAGGAGGAGGAGGAGGAGGUAGGUCAGCUUCCGAUUACAGACCAGAUGGAGGAGGAGGACGAGGAGGCUGGGAGCUCAACAGAGACUGAGAGACCCUCCUCUUCUCACACCAAGAGGAAGCCUUCUGUUGCAGCCAAGCAAGUUGGAGGGAAUGAGUCAGACACCUCGGACGAGAGUGGACAGGACGAUGGCGCCUCAGAUGGGACGUUGGUUGUGCGGCCUCCUGCUGGGACUGACAACAAGGAGGACAAGAGCAGAGGAGCCAUGAAGCUCCGAGUGGACCUCUCACGGAGAAAGACAGGUAAAAUGAGUAAGGCCUCAGCUGAAUCUACAGACCAAGUGAUGGAGGAGGAAUUAGGUCAGCUUCCGAUUACAGACCAGGAGGAGGAGGAGGAGGAGGAGGCUGGGAGCUCAACAGAGACUGAGAGACCCUCCUCUUCUCACACCAAGAGGAAGCCUUCUGUUGCAGCCAAGCAAGUUGGAGGGAAUGAGUCAGACACCUCGGACGAGAGUGGACAGGAUGAUGGCGCCUCAGAUGGGACGUUGGUUGUGCGGCCUCCUGCUGAGACUGACAACAAGGAGGACAAGAGCAGAGGAGCCAUGAAGCUCCGAGUGGACCUCUCACGGAGAAAGACAGGUAAAAUGAGUAAGGCCUCAGCUGAAUCUACAGACCAAGUGAUGGAGGAGGAAGUAGGUCAGCUUCCGAUUACAGACCAGAUGGAGGAGGAGGAGGAGGCUGGGAGCUCAACAGAGACUGAGAGACCCUCCUCUUCUCACACCAAGAGGAAGCCUUCUGUUGCAGCCAAGCAAGUUGGAGGGAAUGAGUCAGACACCUCGGACGAGAGUGGACAGGACGAUGGCGCCUCAGAUGGGACGUUGGUUGUGCGGCCUCCUGCUGAGACUGACAACAAGGAGGACAAGAGCAGAGGAGCCAUGAAGCUCCGAGUGGACCUCUCACGGAGAAAGACAGAUACCACUUUGGAGGAGAGGAUAGACUGCACCGCCUGUGGACAGCAGGUCAACCACUUCCAGCGCCACUCAGUGUUUGAGCACCCGAUGCUCCAUGUGCUCCUCUGCAAGUCGUGUUAUAAGUAUUACACCAGCGAUGACAUCAAUAAAGAUGAGGACGGCAUGGACGAACAGUGCAGGUGGUGUGCUGAAGGUGGCAACCUGAUCUGCUGUGACUACUGCCACAACGCCUUCUGUAAGAAGUGCAUCCUGCGUAACCUGGGGCGCAAGGAGCUGUCCAUGAUCACCGACGAGGACAGUAAAUGGUCCUGCUAUAUCUGCAGCCCUCAGCCUCUCUCAGACAUCGCCUCCAACUGCUCCAACAUCUUGACCAAGCUGGAGAGCUUCUGGCGCACGGGACGCAAGAAAGAGAGGGAGGAGAAAGAGAGGAAGGAGGUGAAAGGGCACAGUAAGGGUAAAGGUCACCACCACCAUGGUAAAGCUGUGGUGAACGGUAAGGAACAUUCAGAUGGGUCAGGGACCCUCACCUUCUCCUAUAAGACCCUGAAGGUCCCCAAGGAGCUGGUGAAGAGGACCAAGAAGCUGAUUGAGACGACCACAGGGCUCAACAACACCUUCAUCCAUUUCAUCCAGCAGGCUGAGGAGGAGCAGGGAGCAGGAGGAGGUGGCAGCGGGACCAGACACAGACACCUCAAGGCCUUCAGGUCUGUUCUGGCUGAUCUGAAGAAGGCCCAUGCUGCUCUAGAGAAAGACUUGGAGUCACAGUUCACUUCCCAGGACCAGGGGAUGCAGAAUGGGGAUGCUGUUUCCAACACCGAUGGCCAUGACGGCCACGAUCAGAUAGACAAUGGGCAAGAGGCAGAAGAGGACAAAAUGGCCGACACUGAGGAUGGGGAGGAGGAUGGGGGUGUGUCAGAGGACACAGAGAUGGAGGGGAGCCCCGCCCCCACGUCUCAGGACCACUCAGAGACAGGCAGCCAGGCUAAAGACCAGACAGUGGUGAAAAUGGAGGAGGAGGAGGAUGGAACAGAGGAGGAAGCUGACCGGGAUAAAGACAUCGUGUCCGUCGGGCCGUCCGUCCCUGACGAGCUCUUCCAGAUGGUCAAGAGUUUAGCGGACUCCACCGGGUUAACGCCCGGUAACGACGCCACGGAACUCACAGCGGCUAGCCAAUCGGAGAACCCUGCUGCUGGUUCAACCAGGAAGUCACAUGACACCCAGAAGGAGAAGGCCAUGCCCAAGGUUAAGAACCUCAUCUUGAAGCUGACGCCUGUUCCUGUGGUUACCACACGCGCCUCCAGGUCUAAGAGUAAGGAUGGAGGGAAGGAGAAGAGUAAGGAUGGAGGGAAGGAGAGGAGUAAGGAUGGAGGGAAGGAGAGGAGUAAGGAUGGAGGGAAGGAGAGGAGUAAGGAUGGAGAGCGGGAGAGGAGUAAGGAUGGAGGGAAGGAGCGGGAGAGGAGUAAGGAUGGAGGGAAGAAGCGGGAGAGGAGUAAGGAUGGAGGGAAGGAGGUGGAGGGAGAUGGGGCCUCCGAGGAGGACAGCCGAUGCUCCAGUCGCACAAAGACCACACCCCUCAGGAAGUCACCGGAGGGGAAAAACAAGAUGUCCGUCUCUCAGGAGAACAUAGACUCAGAAGGCGAGCAGAAGAGCCCCAGCAAGCUGAAGAAGAGAACCAAAGGCAGCUCCGAGAAAGAACGGGGGAACGCGGAGGAGAAGGAGCGGAAAGAGAGCAAGGCCUCCAUGGUAACCUCUGACCCUUCUAAACAAGACGUGGACUCAGAUUCUGAUGAGGUUCCAGACAUCCUGGUUCAGACUGCAGCGGCGGAACACAGCUCGGACGAGGAUGUGCAGCAGGACGCCGACAGUAACCAGGGCAACAAGCGUGUCAAGAAGUGCCUGUUCAAAGUGAGCAAGAAAGAGGAGGAGGAGGAGGAGCAGGUGGGAGAGGAGGAGGAGCAGGUGGGAGAGGAGGAGGAGGAGGAGCAGGUGGGAGAGGAGGAGGAGCAGGUGGGAGAGGAGGAGGAGGAGGAGGAGCAGGUGGGAGAGGAGGAGGGAGAGAGUGACAAGGAGAAGACGGACAAGAAGCCGGCGGCCAAACGCAAACUGAAAGCCGACGACUCCGACAACUCAGAGUCUGACUCCGAUGAAGACUCAAAGAAGAAAAAGAAGUCCUCCACGGCUUCUGACAAGAAGACAUCCAAGAAGAAGCAGAAGGUCUCGGACGGCUCCUCCAACUCUGACCUGGAGAAGGAGAUGAAGGGACUCCGCAAACUGGCGACGGGGAAACGGAGGAGCAGCCGUGUGAAGAAGGAAAGAGAGGAAAAGGAGAACAAGGGCGGAGAUCGGAGGCGGUCGUACGAACUGAAACGCAAAGCCAGAAGUAGAGGAGCCAAGCAGGAAGAUUCAUCGUCUGAUGACGAGGAGGAGGAGGAGGAGGGAGGAGGGUCUGGAGAGGAGAGUGGAGACCAGCAGAAGAUUAAACCCAUUGUGGAUGAGACGGUGCUAGCAGGGAGGGAAACCUUCCACCAGUCCUCAGGAGAAGAAGGUAACCAUGACGCUUCUCAAAUGGCUGUUGAUGAUGACGAUGAUGAUCCAGAAAACAGGAUUGCCAAGAAAAUGCUGCUGGCCCAGAUCAAGGCCAACUACUCUUCAGGAGCAGAGGAGAGCUCCGACGAGGACGGAGAAGAGAAGGAACAGAGGAAGGGAGGAGAAGAGGAGGAGGAGGAAGAGGAGGAUGAUGAAGAGGAGGAGGAGGAGGAAGGGGACUCUGGCUCUGACAUGGAUGUGAAGAAGAGUGGGGGGCGUCGCCACCGGCUGCUCCGCCACAAACUGACGCUGAGCGAGGGAGAGUCAGGAGAGGAGAAAGAGAAACCAGCCAGCAAGGGGAAGAAGGAGACCAAGAGGACCAGGCGGAAAGACUUAGACUCUGAGGAAUCGGCUAGCAGCAGUGAGUCAGGAGUUAGUGAGGAGAUCAGUGAGGAGGAGGAGGAGUCAGAGGAGGAGUCAGAGGAGGGCAGCAGUCUCUCUCGGACCACGCGCUCCUCUUCCAAGAAGAAGAAGAAGAAGAAGGAGGAGAGGAGCUACGCCCAGAAGAAGAAACGCCGUCGCAUUAAGGUUCAGGACUCUUCAUCUGACGAGAAGGGGGGGGGGGGGGGCGGGUCAGGAGAGGACGGCUCGGGGAAGGAGGAUGGAGACACUCCUAAAGGACAGAGGAAGAAGAUCAGAAAAAUCCUCAAGGACGACAAGCUGAGGACGGAGACGAGGGAUGCCCUGAAGGAGGAGGAGGAGAGGAGGAGACGCAUCGCUGAGAGGGAGCAGCUCAGGGAGAAACUCAGAGAGGUACUCGUGGUGGAGGAGGCGUCCGCCGUUGCUUGUCCAAUCACAACCAAGCUGGUGCUGGAUGAAGACGAGGAGACCAAGGAGCCCAUGGUGCAGGUUCACCGCAAUCUGGUCACGAAGCUCAAACCACACCAGGUCGACGGGGUCCAGUUCAUGUGGGACUGCUGUUGUGAGUCGGUGAAGAAAACCAACAAGAACUCUGGUUCUGGAUGUAUCCUGGCUCACUGUAUGGGCCUGGGAAAAACACUGCAGGUGGUAACCCUCCUCCACACACUACUGCUGUGUGAAAAGUUAGACUUCUCCACGGCUCUGAUCGUCUGUCCUCUCAACACCGUUCUCAACUGGCUCAACGAGUUUGAGAAGUGGCAGUAUGGCUUCAAGGACGAGGAGAGUUUAGAGGUGACGGAGCUGGCCACGGUGAAGCGUCCUCAGGAGAGAGCGUCUGCUCUGCAGCAGUGGCAGGAGGAUGGAGGAAUCAUGAUCAUUGGCUAUGAGAUGUACCGUAACCUCACUCAGGGUAGAAACAUCAAGAGCAAGAAACUCAAAGAGACCUUCCAGAAGACCCUGGUUGACCCAGGCCCAGACUUUGUGAUCUGUGAUGAGGGCCACAUCUUGAAGAACGAGGCGUCGGCCAUCUCUAAAGCCAUGAACUCCAUCAAGACCCGACGGAGAGUGGUGCUCACCGGCACUCCACUGCAGAACAACCUCAUAGAGUACCACUGCAUGGUGAACUUCAUCAAGGAGAACCUGCUGGGGUCAGUGAAGGAGUUCAGGAACCGCUUCGUCAACCCCAUCCAGAACGGGCAGGCAGCGGACUCCACAGACCAGGAUGUACGCAUCAUGAAGAAGAGGGCCCACAUCCUCUACGAGAUGCUCAAUGGAUGUGUUCAGAGAAGAGACUACUCUGCCCUGACCAAGUUCCUGCCUCCUAAACAUGAGUACGUUGUGUCCGUCAGAGUCACGCCCAUCCAGUGUACUCUAUACCGACACUACCUGGAGCACUUAACAGGUGCGGGGAACGCGGUGGAGGGGGGUCGGGGCCGAGCCGGGACCAAACUGUUCCAGGACUUCCAGAUGCUCAGCAGAAUCUGGACCCAUCCCUGGUGCCUGCAGCUGGACUACAUCAGCAAGGAAAACAAGGGGUACUUUGACGAGGACAGCAUGGACGAGUUCAUCGCCUCGGAGACCGAGGAGUCUUCCAUGAGCAUGACCUCUGAAGACGAGAAACAGAAAAAGAAGAAGAAGCGGGGGAAGGCCAGGAAGAAGGACAGUGACUCAGACAGUGACGCUCUCGAGGUGAUUAAGGAGUGGAACACCAGCUCCCGAGGGGGAGACCCCUCCAGCCGCAACCGGGCGGAGCCACAGGAGGAAGUGCGCCCAGCUUCCAGCCCUGGCACCAGGAGUCCUGACUGGCACAAGGAGUUUGUUACGGAGGCCGACUCUGAGAUCCUGGAGCAUUCUGGGAAGAUGGUGCUGCUGUUUGAGAUUCUCCGUAUGGCCGAGGAGGUGGAAGACAAAGUUCUGGUGUUCAGUCAGUCUCUGAUCUCUCUGGACCUGAUUGAAGACUUCCUGGAGCUGGCUGGCCGAGCCAAAGAGGAGGAGAAACAGUCUCCCUACAAAGGUGAGGGGAAGUGGUUCCGGAACAUAGACUACUACCGCUUGGACGGCUCCACCAAUGCCCUGAACCGGAAGAAGUGGGCAGAGGAGUUCAAUGACACCAGCAACGUCAGAGGUCGGUUGUUCCUGAUCUCGACCAGGGCUGGUUCUCUGGGCAUCAACCUGAUCGGAGCUAACAGGGUCAUCAUCUUCGACGCGUCCUGGAACCCGUCGUACGACAUCCAGAGUAUCUUCAGGCUCUACCGCUUCGGACAGCUCAAGACCUGCUACGUCUACCGAUUCCUGGCUCAGGGUACUAUGGAAGAGAAGAUCUAUGACCGCCAGGUGGCUAAACAGUCUCUAUCCUUCAGAGUGGUGGAUCAACAGCAGAUAGAGAGACAUUUCACCAUGAAUGAGCUGACGGAGCUCUACGCCUUUGAACCUGACCUUCUGGAUGAUCCCACUGGCAAGAAGAGCAAGAGGACCACUCCUAUGCUGCCAAAGGACCCCUUCCUAGCUGAGCUGCUCCACAGCAAUAAGGAGCAGAUUGUGGGCUAUCAUGAACAUGACUCCCUACUGGAUCACAAGGAAGAGGAGGCUCUCAGCGAGGAGGACCGCAAAGCAGCCUGGGCCGAGUACGAGGCGGAGAAGAAGGGUCUGUCUCUGCGUGUGAACCAUGGAGCGUACGGAGGACAGAUGGACAUGGGAGGAGCUAACAGCUACUUCCCCUUCAACGUUGCCGCACUGGCCUCUAUGUCCAACCCUCAGCUGGAGGAGUUGAUCAACCAGGGCCGUCAGAAGGUGAUGGAGGCCACCAACGCUCUCAAAUUCCUCCCCAGAGAAUCUCUAGAGGACACCAUCGGGAGAGUGUGGAAGGAGAACCCGGCCCUCACGGAGUCCCAGGUCCAGGCCAUGGCUCUGGGGAGACAGGCCAGUGUAGAGAUGGAGCUCAAACGAAGAGAAGCUGUCUACAGAGAUGUCCUCAAUAAGCAACAGACUCUAAUGAUGUACGUUCAGAAGGUGAUCACCAACAGGAAGGUGAGAGAGCAGCAGAUGGCCAUGGCCAACCAGGCCCAGCUGAUGAGCCAGAUGAACGGCAUGCUGGGAGCUGGCGGGAUGAGCCAGAUGGAACUCUUGGGGUUGUACCAACAGCUGGGGGCGCUACAGGGUCAUCCCACCCACCCCUCCAUGGGCGGCAAGAACCCCGGCCCCUCCAAGGGCAACCUGUAAGGGGAGGGGGACCCAGGGCUUGCUCCACAUAGUCCCCUAUCUAUUCUCUACAUAGUGCACUAUCCACUUCAUAUUGUCUCUGGUCAAAAGUAGUGCACUAUUUAGGCAAUAGGGUAUCAUUUGGGACUCAGACCCACUCACUGCCCCCUCACUGUCUCAGUAGGUCGCUCCCUGAUGCUGCUCCAUCUCCUAUGUAGUGCACUAGAUGGAGCCCAGAUCCCUAGGGUUUUGGUUAGAAGUAGUGCACUAUGUAGGGGAUAGGGGUGGGAUCUGGGCCGUUGCCCGCUGUCCUUACAACCCUCCUUCACUGGGGAGGUGAGAGACGACACAGAGAGAAGGGUCUCGGAGCCCCUCGCCACUCCUUCCAGCUCUCCUGAAGCAGGGAAUGACAUGACUUGUAUAGGGACUAUAUGAAGGCGUUUUAGAAAUGUCAUUUGAAAUUCUGUAUAUACAGCCUUAAUGUUAUUCAACUUCUCUUCUGUCUUCAGUUUUCAUGUAUUUAAAAUAACGUAAGGAAAGGGAAAUGUUUUUGUCCCAAUGCUUUUAAGCAUUACGUUAUUCUUUCCCCUUAAAGAAGGGUUGUUUAAUGAAUUGAUUAUUCUGUAAGUUGUGUUUUGAUACAGUUUUAAUGAAUGCCUGUCUAUCUAAAGAACCCCCAGAGGGAGACCAUAGUGCUGACAGGACUGUUUCAGGAUAUUAAACAUUAGAUUAUUAGAUCCCCUAUAGAACCCUCCCUCUACCAAGACACACGCAGGCAGACAGACACACGCAGGCAGACAGACACACGCAGGCAGACAGACACACGCAGGCAGACAGACACACGCAGGCAGACAGACACACGCAGGCAGACAGACACACGCAGGCAGACAGA
Oncorhynchus gorbuscha (pink salmon) is the source of this 8255-nucleotide messenger RNA. Its product is annotated as transcriptional regulator ATRX-like. Gene Ontology annotation, molecular function: ATP binding; ATP-dependent chromatin remodeler activity; ATP hydrolysis activity. The record is from RefSeq and is a predicted model, not a curated record. NCBI's taxonomy places the organism in Eukaryota, Metazoa, Chordata, Actinopteri, Salmoniformes, Salmonidae. Gene Ontology annotation, cellular component: nucleus.